This is a messenger RNA of Silurus meridionalis, 2453 nucleotides long. RefSeq names its product TAFA chemokine like family member 5a (gene tafa5a). Gene Ontology annotation, biological process: G protein-coupled receptor signaling pathway. The coding region runs from base 639 to 1037 and encodes 132 amino acids. The transcript has 4 exons. Lineage: Eukaryota; Metazoa; Chordata; Actinopteri; Siluriformes; Siluridae. Gene Ontology annotation, molecular function: receptor ligand activity; G protein-coupled receptor binding. The record is from RefSeq and is a predicted model, not a curated record.
CACACACACUCUCACAUUCACACACAUACACACACACUCGUACUUUCCCUCCCCUUCAGGAGCUUGAGCACCGCGUUGGCGCAUCCCUGCGUGUUUUAUUCCUGUCAGGUCCGGACUCGAGUAAUUAUUUGUUUGGGGAUUUACAUUUUCAGCAUCAUUUUGAGGAAGAGGGACAAAACAUUUUUUUUUUGCCGAAUCUAUUUGCGCCCAGCCCUCACGCUCCCUCAGGUGUAUUUCCGCCGGCUUUAGGUGCACCGACGUUGCGGCAUUUGACUUCAUCUUCACCGCGCAACCUGGGUUUUCUUUUGGGAAACACUUUAUUUUUACCUGUUUUUUUUUCUCUCUUUUCUUUUUGGAUUACACUCUGACAUUUGAACCCUGACCCACUUCCGAGACUUUCUUAUUUUCUCUUUCACCUGAGGAAGCCGAACAGAGGGCUCGGGUUGGUUUGCCCUGGUAAAGUGGGGUACCAAGUCUAUUUCCGCCAUGUGUUUGUUAGGAAUUACCUGCGGAGAAAGACGAGUCCCGGUUGAAAGGGGAAAAGGCUGCUGAAACCUUCACUCCUUCUGCCUGGUUUUAUUUGUUUGUUUAUUUGUUUGUUUAUUUGUUUUGCUGAAGAGAAAGCGGGCUGCCGGCGGAUGGCUACAGCGCGCGGACGGAUUGAGCGCGAGGACGCGGUCGCGUGGCCGAGAAUGAGCGCGAGCUUCUGGGCUGCGCUGCUGCUCGCGAGCCUCCUGAUCGCCUACUGCGGUCAGUUGGCGGCCGGGACGUGUGAGAUUGUGACAUUGGACAGAGACAGCAGUCAGCCACGAAGGACCAUAGCUCGCCAGACAGCCCGCUGUGCCUGCAAGAAAGGCCAAAUUGCCGGUACGACCAGAGCCAGCCCUGCCUGUGUGGAUGCCCGUAUCGUGAAGACCAAGCAGUGGUGUGACAUGCUGCCAUGUUUGGACGAUGAAGGCUGUGACCUUUUGGUAAAUAGAUCAGGCUGGACUUGCACACAGCCCGGUGGCCGGGUCAAAACUACCACGGUCUCCUAACACUGGCCGAAGUUCUAAUGGUGUGGAGAGCUUCUUGUGGACUCUAUGGAAGCCCAACAAGCUCUUUGCUCCCACCCGCCUGCUGUAGAUAAUUUGCUGUCUGUCAUUGGCUCAACAUCCGCCUUCAACUGCCUGUCUGUAGCUCCGCUUUGUAAAUGGGCAGCGCCCCCUAGUGCCACGGAGGACAUACGUCCACAUAGCACCUCACACAGAGCACCCGAGAGCCCGCAGGACUACUGCUUGUGAGGGGCCUUGCAUUCUUUAAGGCCCACUGGAUGUCUGCACCCUUUUCAAGGCCAGACUUGAGGUUCUGACCUGCGUGCUCUGUGAAUAGGCCUUUUGCUGGAGUCCACCUUUGGCACUCAAACAACUUUUACUGACCAAAGAGGAAAAGUGACAAACAAACAGCUCAACAAACAUUACCUUAACAAACGGAGUUCAGAAAGGAGGGACUGAACGAGGAGAAAUUAAUACAUCAAGCCCACACACCAAUGUCCAUCACUUUAAAGCACUGGCAUUGAAGACUCGAGAUGUGCAAAUGAACUAUUCCUAAUGAACUCAAUUCCAGUAGUACCUUUAAUACUUUGCAUACAUUUUUUUUUUUUCUUGAACUGAACACACUGUAUUUUGAAAACUGGAAAUAUAGGCACUGUAUACAUACAUUAUGUGUAUAAAGAAAAUGAGAUUUGCAUUUUUUCAGUAGCAAACUUUGGGACAAUUUGCAAUAAGCAUGGUUGGUCACAGCUACAGAGUACAAGCAUUGAUCUUCAUUGGACAAAAAAAGUGAAUAUAUGGAACAAACAAACAAACAAACAAACAAACAUCAUUUCAAAUUGCCAGAAGAGGAGCCAGAAGUAAUUAAAUGUAUUUUGAAAGGCCUACCGUUAUAUAUUUAACAGUUUUCUAUGUUGUAUCUUUGUAGAGAACCUUAUUUAACAUGAAUAAUGUGGUGGGAAUGGCAGUGAUAGAAUGUGGAUAAUACGCUGUGUUUCAUGCCGGCCUGCAGCAGCCUGCUCUUUCUCCUGCAGCAGUAGCAGCUCUCCUUUUACACCCAUUUCACACACAUGACCACUUCUUCUAUACUAAACUGAUGAAUGGAAAAAAGGACAGCGCACAGAGGGGGGAAAAAAAUAAAUGAUCGAUCACAGAGAACUGAACUUUAUAUCCCACUUUAGUAUGCGGGGCCAUGAAAAUCGCUAUUUGCUAUCGUAUUGUAAAGGUGUAGAAAAAAAAAAAACCUGAGUCAUUUCUCAAUGGAUUUUAUCUAAUUUAUUUUUGUGCUUGUGUUUGUUUGCACAGUGCCACCAUCAGAGUGCUGACACAUACAGAGAGAGUUAAGAGAGUCUUAGAAUCAUUUACAUGAAAAUACUUUUUUAUUCUGAAAUAUUUUAAGAAUAAAUUAAAUAUGUGAAAGAA